Molecule: messenger RNA, 4813 nt
Organism: Jaculus jaculus (lesser Egyptian jerboa)
Lineage: Eukaryota; Metazoa; Chordata; Mammalia; Rodentia; Dipodidae
Gene: Prlhr
Product: prolactin releasing hormone receptor
Exons: 2
Coding region: 139-1239 (366 amino acids)
Biological process (GO): G protein-coupled receptor signaling pathway
Cellular component (GO): plasma membrane; neuron projection
Molecular function (GO): neuropeptide binding; neuropeptide Y receptor activity
Source: RefSeq, a predicted model, not a curated record
UCCGUUCCGCUUGCGCGGAGAACCGAACAGCCUGGGCGCCGUCGUGCGCGGAGGCACCGCUUUGGGGCGGCGGGCAUUCUGCUGCUCCCCAACGGUGCCAACGCUGGACGCUUUCUCGCCGCUCACAGACAGGUAACCAUGACCUCACUCCCCGCUCGAAUCCCCGGGGACCCCGACUUGUUUCCGGCGGGCUCGACUCCAGCCAACCAGAGCGCAGAGGUGUCGGAGGGCAAUGGGUCUGCGCCGGGCCCCCGCGCCCCGGCGCUCACCCCGUUCCAGAGCCUGCAGCUCGUGCAUCAGCUGAAAGGCUUGAUCGUGCUUCUGUACAGCAUCGUGGUGGUCGUGGGGCUGGUGGGCAACUGCCUGCUGGUGCUGGUGAUCGCGCGGGUGCGCCGCUUGCACAACGUGACCAACUUCCUCAUCGGCAACCUGGCCCUGUCCGACGUGCUCAUGUGCGCGGCCUGCGUGCCCCUCACGCUGGCCUACGCCUUCGAACCUCGCGGCUGGGUGUUCGGCGGCGGCCUGUGCCAUCUGGUCUUCUUCCUGCAGCCGGUCACGGUGUACGUGUCGGUGUUCACGCUCACCACGAUCGCCGUGGACCGCUACGUCGUGCUGGUGCAUCCGCUGCGCCGGCGCAUCUCUCUGCGCCUCAGCGCCUACGCCGUGCUGGGCAUCUGGGCGCUGUCCGCGGUGCUGGCGCUGCCGGCCGCCGUGCACACGUACCACGUCGAGCUCAAGCCCCACGACGUGCGUCUCUGCGAGGAGUUCUGGGGCUCCCAGGAGCGUCAGCGCCAGCUCUACGCUUGGGGACUGUUGCUGGGCACUUACCUGCUCCCUCUGCUGGUCAUCCUCCUGUCCUACGUCCGCGUGUCGGUGAAGCUCCGCAACCGCGUGGUGCCCGGCAGCGUGACCCAGAGCCAGGCCGACUGGGACCGCGCGCGCCGCCGCCGCACUUUCUGCUUGCUCGUGGUGGUCGUGGUGGUGUUCGCCGUCUGCUGGCUGCCGCUGCACGUCUUCAACCUGCUGCGGGAUCUCGACCCCCGGGCCAUCGACCCCUACGCCUUCGGGCUGGUGCAGCUGCUCUGCCACUGGCUGGCCAUGAGCUCCGCCUGCUACAACCCUUUCAUCUACGCCUGGCUCCACGACAGCUUCCGCGAGGAGCUGCGCAAGAUCCUGCUCUCCUGGCCGCGCAAGAUCGUGCCCCACGGCCAGAGCAUGACCGUCAGCGUGAUCAUCUGAUGCCACCGCGCCGGGCCCUCCGGGCUGGGGAGCUGCGUCUUCCUCGGCCUCAGGGUCCACCCCAGAGGUCGGACAGGAGAAAUUAUUUCCAGCAGCAGACCUAAGCCAACAUAGGGCGAAAUUCCCAACACUAGCCCUCUUGUUUUGUUGUCUUGUCUAGUUCUUGGGUCUGUGCAAUGUCUAGUGGGAGACCCCAGAGAGGAAAGAGGAUUAAUGACUUAGCUGGUCCUUCUCCUCCCACCCACCGAAAACCAAACACAGCCCUUUCCCUGGAAACAAUUCCAAAACAUGUUUUUUUUUUUUUGUUCAAUUUAAUUUAAUUUUUUAUUGCUUUCUCUUUCUCUGUGUUGACGAAGGAACUGUGGGAGGAGUCUAAAGCAUGCAUUAGGAUGGAUAAAGAUUUGCAGUUUGUUGAGAUAUAAUAUCUGAUAUUGUCUGGCCAAUUUGAGCUCUCUAGUCUCCAGGAUUCCCGGUAAAUAUUUACAAACCAACAUCUUGGAUUUCAGCAUUUCCUGAAAAUGACCUUUAUGCACCAAAAAAAAAAAAAAAAAUUGUGAUAUUAGAACCAUUUGAAUUCAUACUACAAAACCACUGACAAACCAUUUCUCAAGAGGUCUUGUUUUGUUUUCCCUCCUUGCUUCCCAGCUAGUAUAUUUAAAAGGUAAGAUGAAUUAGUCAAUGAAGAGACGGCCAAAGAGAGACAGUUCUGAUCCACUUAGUAGGAUAUAUAAAUUGUCUGUAAGGAUAAACAUCCUCUAUCUCCCCCCACCCCAUGUGGUGUGUGUAUGCAUGUGCACGCAUGCACAUCCAGUGUAUGCCAUAAAACAGAGCUCAAAUAUUUGACUUCUGGAAUAUUCAUGUGAACCAUGUGCUCCAUCAUUCUUUUAUAUCCUCUAAUUGCUGAAUUACGACAGAUCAACAGCUGUCAUCUGUCUGCGCAGCACCUGCUUCUUGGAUGGUCUUGCAACAUAUCAUCCCAGAAAACAAGGGCCUGGAGAAGUUUUACUUAAGGCUAGCACAGAAAAGUAAACUCCCAGACACAAGAUGCAUCAUCACUAGCAUGCUAAUUACAUCUAGGGUUAAGGGCACAAGUGAGCAGGACUGUUGAGCAUUAACCCAGACUGAUGGCCCUCACCUGAAUUUCUUGGUCUCCACCAGGAACGUUGGCACAGUAGCUGGAGCAGCCAGCUUUCAGGUCUGGGGCACGUGUGGCCUGAAGCUAGUAUCUGCAGCAACGCUGUAAGGGUCCAGUGCUUCUGGGGAGAAGAAGUAAGACUUUCCCUCUUUUUGCUUCUCUUUCUUUUGGAAAUGAGGCUCACUUAUAUACAUAUACAUAUACAUACACAUAUAUAUAUACAGUGCUCUGAAAGUCAAGGAAAAGAGGGGACAGUAAUGGGAUGGCAACAGUCAAGUCCCAUCAGACAGACCCACACCAGCUUUGAUGGGAGAGUGAAUAUUUGUAGUCACAGGGUUAAGACUCUGCAGACCGGGGAAAGGCAGCUUGGGAGAGACGACGGACAGGUCUAAGAUGGGAGAUGGAAGUUUCCUCAGGCAAUGGUGUCUAACUACCUGUGAGCUUCGCAGGAGCACCCUGAACUUGUGUGCUAAGAAUGCAGCCAACCCUCAUGCAGAAUGUCACAGCUUUAUGUUCCUUGUCCCCAAGUGGUGGGUAUUAUCCCCCAGGCAAUCCAGGGACAGGUUUCUGUGCUUCUAGACAGUGUAGCACUCAAGAGGCUAUUUUAUUAUUAUUUAUUUAUUUGACAGAGAAAGAGGGAGAGAGAAAGAGAAAAUGGGCGUGCUGGGGCCUCCAGCCACUGAAAAUGAAUUCCAGACCCGUGAGCCCCCUUGUGCAUCUGGCUAAUGUGGGUCCUAGGGAAUUGAACCUGAGUCCUUUGGCCUUGCAGACAAAGGCGUUGACCACUAAGUCAUUCUUCCAGCCCGUCUGUCUUUUGAUGGGAUUGUGUGGAGAGCGCAGAGGAUGGAGGCAGAGGUACAAUGAGGUGGGGAAUGGGCUACUUCUCUGUGGUCUGUGUUGGAAAGUUUAAUCACCGACUCUCAGCUCUACUGCUCCCAGAAGCACCAGGGAGCUUAGAGAGCAAAAUAAAACAGAAAGCGUUGAUGCCUAGUGCUUAUCUCUGGAGAAUCUAAUUGAUUUGAGAUGGGGCCUGGGAUUCAGCAUUUUCAAAGCACAGCAGGAGAUUUCAGUGUGUCCCCAAAGCACCUCACGAAUGACUUUCUUUUCCUAAUGAAUGCCAGAACCAUCUGGAUGAAGCCCGGUUUGCACCUGUCAGAGGUGUUCAGAACAUGGAUUCGAAUUUAACUGUGGGUUGUGCCAUAGUUGGAAAAGACUCUUAGUCUUCAAACGCCUGAGCUGCCAUUUAAAGGGAAAUACUCAUGAUCAGAAUACAGAGGCAUUCAUUCAACAAGUUCUUCAAUUAUUUCUUUUGUGCAUGUCUACUCAUUUUAGGAAGACAUCAUUCAACUUCAGAUUAAUUGCAUUGUCAAGUUACUCACCAUGAAAUAUUCUAAGUCCUCAUUGUCAGGGUGUUAAAAAAAAAAAGCCAAAAUGUUCCCUGAUUAGUUUAAGUCUAUUUCAAUUGUGAGAAGAAACUGUCCCCACUAAUUACUAGAAAACCUGCCUCCAGUUUAUUAUGCCUGCAGCUUAAGUUAAAAUUUUUUAACAUUUCAUUUAUGAGGAGCCUAAAGAGCUGGGUGAAUUGGGCUGUGCUUAUUUUCACAAAUUAUGGAAUCAGCAACUGAACAGCAAAAUAAUUAAUUGUCACCCCGUGUAACAUCAAUGUGGAACUUGCUUGUCAAACUGACUUGUAAAGCUAUCUCUCAGAGAUGGAUUCCAGAGAGAUCCACCACUGGCUUGUAGGUAGGCAAUUUUAUUUCAUAACUCACCUUUUGGCCAAUAUCAAGCCCCUAAAAUGUGUCUGCAGGCCUGCUCCUGCAGGAAGUCAGUGAGGAACAAAGCUGGGAGCAGAGCCAGCGAAGGAUUUGGCAACAGCCUUCCCGAGGCUGACAGAAGGUUCUAUAAUCCUCUUUGCAAGCCUUGUCACUGGGUCUCAUUUUUGGCAGCCGAUCAAUAGAUUUAUCUCACUAAAUCAGCAGAGGAGUAUUUCAAUAGGUGUUGGCAACAGUGACCUGGAAAUAGCAACUGUGAGAGAUGUUAAGGCAACAAUCUUUCGGGUGAUGUAGGCUUUCUGAGCUUUUGUUCCCAUGAAUGCUCUGGCUGCUCUUUUCCAGGUUUAUUUUUUUCAGGUAGGAUGAUCAAGCACCUCUGCUUUGCAUUCCUGAACAUCUUAGUACUCUUUCAAAGGCCAGGAACUCACCCCAAGGGCUUGCACUUAAGAGUGUGCCUUGAUGGUCAGUGGACACAGGGCAUAUCCUUCACAGAGGAGAGGUCAGGAGAACCUGUGGUGCCCAAGGCAGGUCAUUGAUGGAGUUAGCCCAAUGCAUUGAUGUCUUUGCUACGUGUGUAUGAUGAUUGAGUCACUGUGGAUAGCUCCUCAGGCUGGGCUUGUAUUGUGUUGGACAUAUUGUGGGUGCUCAAUAAAUAUUGAAUCAGUUG